UUAUUUUUAUCAUUAAAUUUAAAUUUGAGUCUUUUGAUGUGAUUGUUCAAGUAUGAACAUUUGUUGAGUUUGGCAUGUGUAGCCACAAAAUGAACCCCAAAAUUACGGCGGGCAGGCUAAUCCCCCGUCUUAUUUGUUGUGUCGAGGAGAAAUAAAAUGUGGUUUGGAGAGUUUUGAAUUAAAACGUCGUCUUAGAUCAUAACGAGAGCAUUGCCAUUGUCCAAAAAUCCUCUCUUCUCCUAUUUCAUUAAUUGUGGCUCACCAAACACAAAAUUAAUUAGCGGCGCUGAUUAUUGUUCAAAAAGGGCAGCAAAAUCUCGUCCUGGAUUAUUACAUGCACCGGAGAAUAUAUAGGACAGAUAGUGAUGUAUUAGUGUGGAGAAGACGAUGAUGAUGACGAGGCAGGUGGUGAAGGUGGAAAGAGAGAAGCUAGAGACAUGCAUGACGUGUCCUCUUUGUCAUAAACUCUUUAGAGACGCUACUACCAUCUCUGAAUGUCUCCACACCUUUUGCAGAAAAUGCAUAUACAAGAAGAUAAAUGAUGAAGAAUUUGGUACUUGUCCCACGUGUAAUAUCAAUUUAGGGUGUGCUCCUCUUGAAAAGCUCAGGGCAGAUCACAGUUUAGAUGAUCUAAAGACCAAAUUUUUCCCUUCCAAGAAAAAGAAGACUAAGGCACCGGCAGUUGUGCUCUCUGUUCCGAAAGAUGUGCCUUUAAUACCGUUACCUGCGAAACGGAAGGAGAUCUCUCUUUCUUCAUUGGUGGUGAGCUUACCUAAAGUAUCAUCAAUCCCUGCUUUGCCGAGAAAGAGAUUGAAAGCUAUUGCCAGGAAGAAUCCGGCUUUGCGAGAAUCUAUUCUCAUAGAGGAAUCUGUUAAGAAAGUUGAUGAUUUGCAUGAGAGGUCAACCUCCCCGGAGACUCUAACCAAAUCUAUUCUGAAUGAAGAUAAGCCCCGGAAAGACAAUGUAGAUGAUCAACCUGAACCAUGUGAAAGCAAAGCUGAUACAUGGAAUACUUUAAAGCCUGAUAUGUCAAAUCCACAAGACACUCUUGUCAAAAUGCAGCUGCCUGAUCCCACAGAGGAUGAACUUGAUGAAGAAUUCAAAAAUGGAGAUUAUAGUGACAAAUUGCAGGGUGAAGAUAAUGAAGAUGAUGGUUACAGAUGGAAGGUAAAUGGUGAUGAGAAUGACUCUAGUCCGUCACCAUCAAGUUCAGUUAAAGCUCCAAAGGUGCAAGGCGUACAGCAAAAGACAGCAGCUGAGCCUGAGGGGCUGACCGUUUCAGCAAAUGCUGAUAUUGAUGCAAGCUGUUAUUGUGGUAGACAAUUUAGUCCACUAUGGUUCUCAUUAGUUGCAUCAAAUGAUCAGGUAGAAGAUGCACCUUUGCCGCAGAUAACUUCAUGCUACUUGAGAGUCAAAGAUGGCAGUUUACCUGUUUCGACUAUUAAAAAGUAUCUGGUGCGGAAAUUGGGGCUCACCAGUGAAGCUGAGGUAGAGAUAUCGCUACGGGGUAAGCCGGUGGUUUCAACAGCGCUGCUGCAUGACAUAGUAGACUGGUGGUUGAAGAUGACACCGUCAUCUGAAAUAAUACAAACAAGCGUUGGUACCUCAGCUAAAGAUUUCGUUAUGGUUUUAUCUUAUGGCCGAAAAGCUCAGUCUUUAUGAAAUUGGCUGUUUAUUUCAAUGGUGAUAUUGAUUUUAAAUCAUAUAGUCUGAGAAGAGAACAAUACUGUUUUUGGCUAGCAUUAAGCUGCAUGUAGAAAAUUCAAAUUUUAAUACUUUGUUAAUCAAGCAAAUUUUAGGAUUUUAGAA
This is a messenger RNA of Mercurialis annua (annual mercury), 1809 nucleotides long. RefSeq names its product E3 ubiquitin protein ligase DRIP2-like. The record is from RefSeq and is a predicted model, not a curated record. The transcript has 7 exons. Lineage: Eukaryota; Viridiplantae; Streptophyta; Magnoliopsida; Malpighiales; Euphorbiaceae. Bases 388 to 1662 code for a protein of 424 amino acids. Gene Ontology annotation, molecular function: ubiquitin-protein transferase activity.